AUGAACUCGACGACGAAGCGGCAGAAGCAGCGCAAGGUGUUGCUGAUGGGCAAGAGCGGCGCCGGCAAGUCGUCGAUGCGCAGUAUUGUCUUCAGUAACUAUGUUGCAAAGGACGUCCGACGGCUGGGCGCAACCAUCGACGUGGAGCACAGCAACAUCAAGUUCAUGGGGAAUCUGAUGCUCAAUCUGUGGGACUGCGGAGGUCAGGAUGGCUUCGUUGAAAACUACCUCACGCAAUCCCGCAACCACGUCUUCGGCUCCGUCGCUGUCCUCAUCUUCGUCUUCGAUAUUGAAUCUCGCGAGUUUCCCGCCGACGUCAUAUCGUACUCGAACAUCAUACGCGCCUUGCACGAAUGCAGUCCCGGCGCCAAGGUCUUCUGUCUCAUACACAAGAUGGAUCUCGUCCAAGCGCGGCUGCGGCAAGCCAUGUUCGAUGAGCGCGCCGACUAUAUUCGAGAAGCGUCAGAGGGUUUCAAGGACACUGUAGAGUUCUUUGCGACAAGCAUCUGGGAUCAGAGCUUGUACAAGGCAUGGACGAAGAUAAUAUACUACCUCAUCCCAAAUGCAGGGACUAUCGAAGCGCUCUUGGAGCAGCUGGCAGAAGUCAUCGAUGCGAGGGAACUGAUCCUGUACGAGAGGACGACUUGUCUGACCGUGGCACAUGUCACGCGGAAGACGGAGGAGCCAAACCCCUUCACAGACCGAUUUGAGCGGAUAUCGAGUAUCCUGAAGACACACAAGCAGAGCAUGGCGCGGCACACCAACAUCCCCGCCGGCAGCGCCAACUUCGCCGAAAUGCAAAUCAAAACCGGCAGGUUCAUGUUUUUCAUCACGCGCCUUACCGAAAACACAAACCUCGCCGUAGCCAUCCCGCCAUCCGAGCAAGUCUUCAACGCCGCGCGUGUGAACAUAUUCCAGGUCCGGCCGAAGUUUGCGGAACUCGAUAUCGCGUCCAAGCCGCGGCCGCCCAUUCAGCAGGCGUUUGCAGGGUCGGCGGAUACAAUUGAUUCGAGUGAUAAGGGCAAGGGGAAGGAGAUUGCCGCGUGA
Molecule: messenger RNA, 1047 nt
Organism: Parastagonospora nodorum SN15
Lineage: Eukaryota; Fungi; Ascomycota; Dothideomycetes; Pleosporales; Phaeosphaeriaceae
Exons: 3
Coding region: 1-1047 (348 amino acids)
Biological process (GO): regulation of autophagy; cellular response to starvation; positive regulation of TOR signaling
Cellular component (GO): fungal-type vacuole membrane; Gtr1-Gtr2 GTPase complex; nucleus
Molecular function (GO): GTPase activity; GTP binding
Source: RefSeq, a predicted model, not a curated record